This is a messenger RNA of Rhinichthys klamathensis goyatoka, 653 nucleotides long. It is a transcript of the gene fbxo36b, whose product is annotated as F-box protein 36b. The transcript is spliced from 4 exons. The record is from RefSeq and is a predicted model, not a curated record. NCBI's taxonomy places the organism in Eukaryota, Metazoa, Chordata, Actinopteri, Cypriniformes, Leuciscidae. Gene Ontology annotation, molecular function: protein binding. The coding region runs from base 3 to 599 and encodes 198 amino acids.
UAAUGGCGAGCUUGCUGGGAGAAAUUCUGUUUGAGCUCAGUGGACAAGGUCCUGCACCUAUGAAGGACUAUUUCCACUUUGCAAUUACACCUACUGAGGUUGUUUGGAGCUGGUGGAAGAUUUCUUUGAGAUCAGACUGCAGGAGCACACCACCAGGACAACUAAGAGAAUCACAUGAAGACUUCUUAGAAGACAGCCGUCUGCAAAAUCACGUUGCCAUGGUAUUUGGUCCUCGCAUCUUGCAGUACUCCAAAAACUUAUGCCAAGGCCACUAUGAUUACAUUGUCCGUCUCCCCAAUGCUUUGCUUUUCACCAUCAUGGCACAUCUAGACCUUGAAGACAUUUCAGGUCUUUCACGCACCUGCCGUAAGUUUAAAGAGCUUUGUAACUCCGAGGAGUUCUGGGAGCAGACAGUAAGGAAGCAUUGUGACACUGUGACUCCAACAGUGGAAGCUUUAGCUAAGGAGGUUGGCUGGAGGACAAUUUUCUUCACUAACAAGCUGCAGCUGCAGAUGCAGAUUAGCCGCCGGAAGCAGAAGGAGAAUCAGCCCUGUGAGGAUCAAAACGAGCCAAGUUCUUCUUCUGUUCCUUUUGAGUAAAUGGCUUCUGACCCUAUUCAAAGUCUGAUAAAGACUUUCUUUCUCAGAACACCA